AUGGACGAACUCGUGAACGGAACCCUUCAGCGUCUACCAUUCGACGAGGAUGGAGGAUGGAGCAAUGCUACUUCCGUUUUGACAACGAUCGGAACGUCCGCGGAGGUGCGGGACGAUAGUGACUUCCCGGACGAAACCAGCAGAUUUUCCCGCCCCUUGCUCACAUUUGCCGCCGUUACCACUAUAACGAUUAUGAUAACAGGAAUUGUUGGCAAUCUGCUUACCAUAGUCGCACUGCUCAGAUGUCCUAAGGUGCGAAACGUUGCAGCAGCCUUCAUUAUCAGCCUAUGCAUUGCGGACUGUCUGUUUUGCAUAAUCGUCCUGCCAUUCAACGCGUUGCGCUUCAUCCAGGGUACGUGGAACCACGGCGAAACACUCUGCACGCUGAUAACGUUUAUGCAAUACGGUAGCGUCGGUGUGUCGCUGCUUUGCAUCACGAUGAUCAGCAUAAACCGCUACAUCAUGAUCGCACACUACAGCAUUUAUCCGAAGGUGUACAAAACGUCUUGGAUUAUGGUGAUGAUCAUUGCCUGUUGGCUGUUCUCCUACGGCUUCCAACUGCCAACACUAUUCGGAGUUUGGGGUAAAUUCGGAUACAACCAUCAGCUGGGCACCUGCUCUAUCCUGCCAGACGACGAAGGACGUAGCAGUAAAACGGCGAUGUUCAUCAUUGCCUUUAUCAUUCCGUGCAUUAUUAUCGUGAUAUGCUACAGUCGCAUCUUUUGCGUCGUCCACAAAUCGGACAAACGAAUGAAAAACCAUUCCAAAUCACAGUGCAACAUUCCAAACAAUCUGCGAGCGGCAGUUGAUCCGGCAUCACCCCUAUCGGCCGGCAGUUCCAGUUCGGCCAACAAUAACUCCAUCAGCUACACGGCGAGUUCAUCUGCGGUGAAGGUGGCGGGUACUCGGAGUGCUGCCGAUGCCCGGGAUGCAAAGGCCAGACGUAACGAGUGGCGUAUCACGAAGAUGGUUCUGGCCAUUUUUCUCUCGUUUGUGUGUUGCUAUCUGCCGAUAACCAUUUCCAAAAUUGUGGACAAAAAUGUAUCGUAUCCAGUGCUGCAUAUCAUUGGUUACAUUAUGUUGUAUCUUUCUGCCUGCAUAAACCCCAUCAUCUAUGUGAUCAUGAACAAGCAGUAUCGGCAGGCGUACAAAACCGUGAUCUUCUGCAAACCCUCCCGGUUGCUCGGUUUCGGUGGUAGCAGCGUUGGAGAGAAAUGGAAAGACAUAGGGUACAGUUACAACCACAGUCGUACCAUGGUGUCCCAAGUUUCAAUAGCCGAACCAGAGUCGCCCCCAUCCAGCCGACUACGCCAAGAUUCGCCGCACCCACAACAUUUAGUCGCCAUUCAAGAUAGUUAG
Messenger RNA from Anopheles marshallii, 1359 nucleotides. It is a transcript of the gene moody, whose product is annotated as G-protein coupled receptor moody. The transcript has 9 exons. The record is from RefSeq and is a predicted model, not a curated record. Gene Ontology annotation, molecular function: G protein-coupled receptor activity. The coding region runs from base 1 to 1359 and encodes 452 amino acids. Gene Ontology annotation, biological process: G protein-coupled receptor signaling pathway. Lineage: Eukaryota; Metazoa; Arthropoda; Insecta; Diptera; Culicidae. Gene Ontology annotation, cellular component: membrane.